AUGAAAACAUAUAAAAUCUUGGCUUUACCUGGAUGGGAAAAUGAUGGAUUCAUUUUGAAAAAACAUAUGGGGGAAUUGCAUGGUCUGAUAUCAAAAUAUGUAGAAAUUGAGUAUCUGGAUCCUCCUUACGAUGUUUCAAAAAGUAUGUUCCCUCUUCCCCCUUUAUUGGAUACUUAAGGAAGUAAUCAGAUCUAAUUAUUGUAUAGGAAAAGUGUAUAGAUGGGGGAAUUAUUAUUUGGAUAUGUCAGAAGACAUUGAAAGAAUAAAAAAUAGAAUUCUUGAAAAUCCUAACAUUAUUGGAUUGAUGGGAUUCUCAUAAGGGGUCUUUAUAAUUGGAGAAAUUGGGUAACUGGCUUACACAGACUCAAGACUAGCCAAACAUCUAAGGUUUCUGAUUUGCUUUUCUUCAAAUGGAAUCAAACCUCGUAGAAUUCAUUAUGAUAAAAAACAUCUAAUUACUAUACCUACUCUUCAGACAAUAGGUUCAAAGGAUUUUGUAUUCCUGGAAUCGAUUAUUUAAACAACAGAAUAUUUGAAUUCCCAAAUUAUUUGGACAGAAGCAAGUAUAUUAAGAUGUAAUAUUUAGCUCAUAGAGUUCCAAUUUUAAGUUAUGAUUAGAAAAUUGAGUUGGCUAAUUUUAUCUCUGAUAAAUUAGAUUAACCAAAACUCUGAAUAAUUAGAAAGUA
Molecule: messenger RNA, 686 nt
Organism: Paramecium octaurelia
Lineage: Eukaryota; Ciliophora; Oligohymenophorea; Peniculida; Parameciidae
Source: the annotation of a GenBank genome assembly